Arvicola amphibius (Eurasian water vole) is the source of this 3173-nucleotide messenger RNA. It is a transcript of the gene Zbtb16, whose product is annotated as zinc finger and BTB domain containing 16. Bases 380 to 2401 code for a protein of 673 amino acids. NCBI's taxonomy places the organism in Eukaryota, Metazoa, Chordata, Mammalia, Rodentia, Cricetidae. The transcript has 7 exons. Gene Ontology annotation, molecular function: RNA polymerase II cis-regulatory region sequence-specific DNA binding; DNA-binding transcription factor activity, RNA polymerase II-specific; protein binding. Gene Ontology annotation, biological process: regulation of transcription by RNA polymerase II. The record is from RefSeq and is a predicted model, not a curated record.
CUCGGCCGCCAGCACUAAAGAUGGAGAGGCGCCGGGGCCUCGCAGGGGAGGGGGCUCGGCGUUGACGUGGGACGCGGCGGAGGCGCCGCAGCCGGUGGUGAUUUGCUAACCUAGCGGCAGAGAGGAGUUAAGGGUGAUGAGAGCGGGUACUGCGAACUGCCGGGCGAUGCCGCCGCUGCCGCUGUGAGAUCCGGAGCAACAGUUCCCCAGCAACACCCCUUCCCCGAUCCAGGCACACCCCUCACCCCCAAGGCACGCACACCCACCCCAAGCUCCAGGCUCGGAAAGCGUCCCUCCACUAGCCCAGGAAGCCUACCCCGCCCCACCACGCGGAGCAAAGAAGGAAAGAAAGCCCCAUGCCUGAGCCAAGGGGAGCGUCAUGGAUCUGACAAAGAUGGGUAUGAUCCAGCUGCAGAACCCUAGCCACCCUACGGGGCUGCUGUGCAAGGCCAAUCAGAUGCGACUGGCCGGGACUCUGUGCGAUGUGGUCAUCAUGGUGGACAGCCAGGAGUUCCAUGCCCACCGGACAGUGCUGGCCUGCACAAGCAAGAUGUUUGAGAUUCUCUUUCACCGAAACAGCCAGCACUAUACUCUGGACUUCCUCUCGCCAAAGACCUUCCAGCAGAUUCUGGAGUAUGCCUACACGGCCACACUGCAAGCCAAGGCAGAGGACCUCGAUGACCUGCUGUAUGCAGCCGAAAUCCUGGAAAUUGAGUACCUGGAGGAACAGUGCCUGAAGAUCCUGGAGACCAUCCAGGCAUCCGAUGACAAUGACACAGAGGCCACCAUGGCAGAUGGCGGGGGUGAAGAAGAAGAGGACCGCAAGGCUCGAUACCUCAAGAACAUCUUCAUCUCGAAGCAUUCCAGCGAGGAGAGUGGGUAUUCCAGCGUGGCUGGACAGAGCCUCCCUGGGCCCAUGGUGGACCAGAGCCCUUCGGUCUCCACCUCUUUUGGGCUUUCAGCCAUGAGUCCUACCAAGGCAGCAGUGGACAGUUUGAUGACCAUAGGACAGUCUCUCCUGCAAGGAACUCUUCAGCCACCUGCAGGGCCCGAGGAGCCCGCACUGGUGGGGGGUGGGCGGCACUCUGCGGUGGCUGAGGUGAAGACAGAGAUGAUGCAGGUAGAUGAAGUCCCUGGCCAGGACAGCCCUGGGGCAGCUGAGUCCAGCAUCUCAGGAGGGUUGGGGGACAAGCUCGAAGAAAGGAGCAAAGAGGGGCCUGGGACUCCCACUAGGAGCAGCGUCAUCACCAGCGCCAGGGAGCUUCAUUACGGGCGAGAAGAAAGUGGUGAGCAGCUUUCACCUCCUGUUGAAGCUAGUCAGGGACACCCUGGGCGACAGGAGCCCCUGGCACCCCCAGUGGAGAAGCAUUUGGGCAUCUACUCAGUGCUGCCCAACCACAAGGCCGAUGCUGUGUUGAGCAUGCCGUCUUCAGUGACCUCUGGUCUCCAUGUGCAACCUGCCCUGGCCGUCUCCAUGGACUUCAGCACCUAUGGGGGCCUGCUGCCUCAGGGCUUCAUCCAGAGGGAGCUGUUCAGCAAGCUGGGUGAGCUGGCUGUGGGCAUGAAGGCCGAAAGCCGUCCUCUGGGGGAGCAGUGCAGCGUGUGUGGGGUUGAGCUUCCAGACAACGAGGCCGUGGAGCAGCACAGGAAACUGCACAGCGGGAUGAAGACAUACGGGUGUGAGCUCUGUGGAAAACGGUUCCUGGAUAGUCUGCGGCUGAGAAUGCAUUUACUGGCUCAUUCAGCGGGUGCCAAAGCCUUUGUGUGUGAUCAGUGUGGUGCCCAGUUCUCAAAGGAGGAUGCUCUGGAGACACACAGACAGACCCAUACUGGCACGGACAUGGCUGUUUUCUGUCUCCUGUGUGGGAAGCGCUUCCAGGCCCAGAGCGCGCUCCAGCAGCACAUGGAGGUCCACGCGGGCGUGCGCAGCUAUAUCUGCAGCGAGUGCAACCGCACCUUUCCCAGUCACACAGCUCUCAAGCGCCACCUUCGCUCACACACAGGUGACCACCCAUAUGAGUGUGAGUUCUGUGGUAGCUGCUUCCGGGAUGAGAGCACACUCAAGAGCCACAAGCGCAUCCACACCGGGGAGAAGCCCUAUGAGUGCAACGGCUGUGGCAAGAAAUUCAGCCUCAAGCACCAGUUGGAAACGCACUACAGGGUUCACACAGGUGAGAAACCCUUCGAGUGCAAGCUCUGCCACCAGCGCUCCCGAGACUACUCGGCCAUGAUCAAGCACCUGAGAACGCACAACGGCGCCUCGCCCUACCAGUGCACCAUCUGCACGGAGUACUGCCCCAGUCUCUCCUCCAUGCAGAAGCACAUGAAAGGCCACAAGCCGGAGGAGAUCCCACCUGACUGGAGGAUAGAGAAGACGUACCUCUACCUGUGUUAUGUGUGAAGCAGGGACCCCCCCACAUAGGAUAGAGCAGUGGCGGGAGCCUGCAAAGACAAGCUAGAGAAAGAUAAAGUGGAAAGACUGCGCAGAGAGAAAAAAGGGGGGAAUAGAAAAGAAAAAGAGAGAGAGAGAAGGAGAAGGAAACUAAGUAGUUGCUUGGCCUUGGGUUCCUUCUGGGAUUCUAGGCGAUCCGGCUGUCAUACGACUGCCCCUUCCUUGGGGUUUCUACCCAACUUGGUUCUCUUGGGUGGGUGGGGUGGUUUUGCUCAUUCACACAGUGGCAUAUUUUUCUCCUCUCCACAACCUAGACCUUCCUUUUGUAUCCAGAAAUGGAGACCAAAAAGCAAGUGCAAGGUCCUCGGGUCAGAGCCACUGCCUCUGCCCUCACUCCUUCCUUCCCCUCCUCGGAAGAGGGCGGGAGGGGGCAGAGAGGGUGACUGGAGGCCGUGAGAGUUGGUGUCUCUGGUUGACGCUCAGAGUGGUGGCUCUGGCAGACUGGGGGCAGACUAGGAAAGGAAAGGGUUUCCUGCUCUGCCCAGCCCUGCCUGGUGCCCCUUAUGGUCUCCGAGAGCCCCAUGGCUUGCCUCACCCUUCAGCUCCUUGCACCUGCUUGAUGGCUGUCCUCUGGUCACAAGGGGCUCACUCCCUAUGUGGAUCUGGACUAUGUCUUCCUUAGGUCCCUCCUGGGGAAAACUGUGUCAGAUUCCCAAACCCCUUCUUUCUUUCCCUUAGCUUUCAGAGAACACAGAACAAAAUAAAUCUGCACUGAACCCCA